AUGGUGACAUUUUUCUAUAUUAAAGGGAUCACUGAUGAGUCAGAUCUCCAGAUUUUAAUCUUCAUCCCAGUCCUGCUAAUUUAUUUCAUCACCCUUGGUGGCAAUGUGACCAUUCUUCUGCUCAUUUGUUUGGAUCAUCACCUGCACACUCCCAUGUACUUCUUCUUGGCCAACUUGUCCAUUGUGGAUGUGUCUUCUUCCACCAUCACUUUGCAUAAAGUCCUAGUCAUCUUCAUAACUGGAGAUCACAUGGUUUCAUAUCCAGCAUGCAUAACUCAGAUGUACAUUUUUGCAUCCUUGAUUGGACACGAGCUUCUAAUUUUGUCUGCAAUGAGUUAUGAUCGAUAUGUUGCCAUCUGUAACCCAUUGCGUUACCACAUGAUUAUGAACAGUAGAGUUUGCUCUUUGCUUGCCAUCAGCUGCUGGUUUAUGGGCUUCGUACAAGUCCUACCUGCUGUUGUAAUCUUCUCAGGCUUCUCAUGCUACACCUCUAAUGAGAUCAACCACUUCUUCUGUGACAUGAUACCUUUGAUAAAAAACAUCUGUAAUGACACUUCUGUAUUGGAUAUUGUGUUUUUAAUCCAAGGAAUCUUUGUUAUAACACUACUCCCCUUCCUUUUUACCUCAAUCUCUUAUAUUUUUAUCAUAUCUACCAUAAUGAGGAUCGUUUCCAACACUGGAAAACGAAAAGCCUUUUUUACAUGCUCCUCACACCUAACAGUAGUCAUUCUUCUUUAUACAACACUUGUCUCCCAGUACUUGACACCAACAUCAUUGGGAACAUUGAAUGCAAAGAAGAUGUUCUCUCUAUUCAAUACAGCAGCUGUUCCCUUGACAGCAGCUGUUCCCUUGUUAAAUCCUUUAAUUUAUAGUUUGAAAAAUAAAGAUGUUAAGUUAGCUGUAAGACGUAUGUUGGGGUUCUGUAAAUUCAUUGGCUGA
Messenger RNA from Staurois parvus, 939 nucleotides. Lineage: Eukaryota; Metazoa; Chordata; Amphibia; Anura; Ranidae. The record is from the annotation of a GenBank genome assembly.